Molecule: messenger RNA, 639 nt
Organism: Durotheca rogersii
Lineage: Eukaryota; Fungi; Ascomycota; Sordariomycetes; Xylariales; Xylariaceae
Product: SPC12-domain-containing protein
Exons: 3
Coding region: 154-477 (107 amino acids)
Biological process (GO): protein targeting to ER
Cellular component (GO): signal peptidase complex; endoplasmic reticulum membrane
Source: RefSeq, a predicted model, not a curated record
CCACGACCACACACCUUCCGAUAUAUCUGCAUUCCCCUAGUUGACCCCCGGCCCUCUAUCGACGUCUGCCAACCGGCCGUCAACCGACCCUCGCCCCAAGCUAUCCAUAUUUUCCGGGCCCAGGGGAAGCAUACAGCAAGCGGCCAGUCGAAGAUGGCGGACCAACUGUUGGACCAAGUGAGGGAUCUGGUGGAGGGUCAAAUUGACUUCGAAGGACAGAAGCUAGCCGAGGCCUUAGCUACCGCCAUUCUCGUGGUCGUCGGGGGCGUGUCCUUCCUCACCGGCUUCUUCCUCCAAGAUAUCGCUCUAGCGCUGAAGAUCGGCCUCGGCGGCACGGCGCUCGCCUUCAUCUCGGUCGUUCCCCCAUGGCCCUUCUUCAAUAGACACCCCGUCAAGUGGCUUCCGGUUGGGGGGGCGCCAGCGAUUGCAAGUGUGCAACAGAACAUAGUGAUCGACGAGAAGCUUUUUGCAAAAUAAAGAAUCUUGUUCAGGCUCUCGCCUUGGCGCGAUUAGAGAUGCAUGUGUGGCUAUCGGUACCGGGUGAAGGGACGGCGACGAACUCUAGAGAUGAAAUACAUCGACCCCUAGAAUACACUCGAUUCUACACUGCUACCAUAAACAUGCUCGGCAUCUGUGACA